AUGGCUGUAGUUCAAGGGCCAGAGGAAACAUCAAGCGUCCCACCUGAACAAGUUUAUGGCAGAAAUGAAGAUGAAGUCGCACUACUGAAAAUGGUGAAAAGUGGUGCCAACUUUCAAGUAAUAGCAGUUGUCGGCAUGGGAGGGAUCGGCAAAACGACAAUUGGUUGGGUUGUGUACAAUCACAAGCAGCUGGAAGAUUUCAAGUUUGACAAAAAGGCCUGGAAGCAGAAUGAUCGUGACAAUAUUUGGAAGGUGGAGUACAACGAAUGGGAAAAGCUCAAGUCUCCUUUCGCAGUCGGUGCACCUGGAAGCAGAAUGAUCGUGACAAUUCGCCAUACAGAUGUUGCUCAAACAAUAAGAUGCUCUCAUAUUUAUCAAUUGAAGCUUUUAUCCGAAGAAGCUUGUAAGUCCUUGUUUCAGGAGCAUACGUUUGGGACUGGUGCAGUUGUUAUUCCUAAUCAAAUUUCCAAUUCAAUUUACAAAAGAGUUGUUGAAAGGUGUGGCGGCCUACCACUGGCAGCAAAGACCCUUGGUGGUGUUCUACGCUCUAACUCAAGUGAUACUUGGGCAAAUAUAUUGGAAUGCAAAAUGUGGAGUACAUCUGAUGAAAGUGAUCAUAUUCUCCCAGCAUUAAAGCUAAGUUAUCAUUAUCUUCCUUCGAAUCUGAAAAGAUGUUUUGGCUAUUGCAUAAUUUUUCCUCAAGAUUAUGAAUUUGUAGAGAAGGAACUUACACUUUUAUGCAUUGCGGAAGGUAUUGUUCAACCAUAUGAUAGGCGACUAGAUGAGGCAGGCGAGUGUUUUCAUAAAUUAUGCUCAAGGUCGCUUUUCCAAUGA
This is a messenger RNA of Mangifera indica (mango), 834 nucleotides long. Its product is annotated as putative disease resistance RPP13-like protein 1. Gene Ontology annotation, molecular function: ADP binding. The record is from RefSeq and is a predicted model, not a curated record. The coding region runs from base 1 to 834 and encodes 277 amino acids. Lineage: Eukaryota; Viridiplantae; Streptophyta; Magnoliopsida; Sapindales; Anacardiaceae. The transcript is spliced from 2 exons. Gene Ontology annotation, biological process: defense response to other organism.